Centropristis striata (black sea bass) is the source of this 3938-nucleotide messenger RNA. It is a transcript of the gene fshr, whose product is annotated as follicle stimulating hormone receptor. The record is from RefSeq and is a predicted model, not a curated record. The transcript has 14 exons. Bases 191 to 2344 code for a protein of 717 amino acids. Gene Ontology annotation, biological process: follicle-stimulating hormone signaling pathway; male gonad development. Gene Ontology annotation, cellular component: membrane. Lineage: Eukaryota; Metazoa; Chordata; Actinopteri; Perciformes; Serranidae. Gene Ontology annotation, molecular function: follicle-stimulating hormone receptor activity; protein binding; thyroid-stimulating hormone receptor activity.
CACAUGCUUCUACUCGUUUCGACCUGGCGGUGAACCCAGAGUGGAUAGAAGGACAAAACCAGGCAAAAACAUUCAUAUCAAAUGUGGAGUGUGGGCUCUGGUUGAAGGCCUGCUUAUAUGUAAAAACACCACGAGGGACACAACGAGACAAGAAAGUAAAGGAAGGAAGGAAAAACAAGGACAUUUUAAAAUGGAAUGCCUAAAAUACAACCAUCUGGACUGUAGGCAGACUGCAGUGAUGAUGGUGUUGAUUCUGAUCAUGUUAACGAUUAUGAUGAUCGAGACAGCAGCAACGUCUGCGCCUGGCCCUGAGAUGGACAUUAAACCUGCAGUUGAGACUGGCUUGGCCAAACGAACCGUGCACCCCUGCUACUGGCUGGAGAGGGUCACAGAGAUUCCCAGCAACAUCUCGAGCAACACUGAAUGCCUGGUAGUUACGCAGACGCAGAUCAGAGUGAUUCCCCAGGGCGCCCUCGCCAACCUGCAGCAUCUCAAGGAACUCACCAUAUCAGGAAACGACAUGCUGAAGAGUAUCAGCGCGUUUGCCUUCGCCAGCCUUCCUCGGCUCACUAACAUCUUCAUCUCUGGGAAUGUUGCGUUGGAGAGUAUAGGAGCUUUUGCUUUCUCUGAUCUCCCUGAACUCAGUGCGAUAUCCAUAACAAAGUCAAAACACCUGAGAUUCAUCCAUCAAGACGCUUUCAAGAACAUCAUGAAACUGCAGUAUCUGACCAUCUCCAACACUGGACUGAGAUCGUUUCCAAACUUCACCAAGAUCCAUUCCACGGCCCACCGCUUUCUGUUUGACCUGCAAGAGAACAGCCACAUAACAAGAGUCCCCGCCAAUGCCUUCAGAGGCCUCUGCACUCAAACUAUCGCUGAGAUACGGCUCCACAGAAAUGGCAUCAAGGAGGUGGCAAGUGACGCCUUCAACGGCACAAAGAUGUACAGAUUGUUCCUAGCAGGAAACCAACAGCUUACGCGCAUCAAUCCCAACGCCUUUGUGGGUUCCAGUGAGUUGGUGGUACUGGACAUUUCACACACAGCCCUCAGCUCCCUGCCGGACCACAUCCUCGGUGGACUCAGGAAGCUGAUUGCGGAGUCCGCCCGCCAUCUCAAAGAACUCCCUCCUCUGCAGCUCUUCACCAAACUCCGCCAGGCCAACCUGACGUACCCAUCACACUGCUGUCCCUUACAAAACAUGAACAGGAAUGGAUCGAAGUGGCACCCCCUGUGCUCCCAGCCCUGGUUUCAGAAUGACCUUUACCUCAAAAGGGACUACUGCUCCAACUCCACCUCCAUCAUCUGCACACCAACACAAGAUGAGUUUAACCCCUGUGAGGACAUCAUGCCUGCUAUCCCUCUGAGGGUCCUCAUCUGGGUCAUCUCCAUACUCGCACUACUCGGGAACACAGCUGUACUUCUGGUCUUGUUAGGCAGCCGCUCCAAACUGACCGUUCCUCGUUUCCUCAUGUGCCACUUGGCCUUCUCUGACCUCUGCAUGGGCAUCUACUUGGUAGUUAUAGCAACUGUGGACAUGCUCACUCGUGGCCGGUACUACAACUACGCCAUAGACUGGCAGACGGGCCUGGGCUGCAGUGCUGCGGGCUUCUUCACGGUGUUUGCCAGUGAGCUGUCAGUGUUCACAUUAACAGCAAUCACACUUGAGCGCUGGCACACCAUCACACAUGCUCUGCGGCUCGACCGUAAAAUUCGCCUGAGACACGCAUGUAUGGUCAUGACAGCAGGUUGGAUCUUCUCAUCACUCGCCGCUUUACUGCCCACUGUCGGGGUCAGCAGCUACGGCAAGGUGAGUAUCUGCCUGCCCAUGGACGUGGAGUCUCCGGGGGCUCAGGUCUAUGUGGUGUCUCUCCUCCUCCUCAACAUCCUGGCCUUCUUUUGUGUGUGCGGCUGUUACCUCAGCAUCUAUCUAACCGUCCGCAACCCCUCGUCGGCGCCGGCCCACGCCGACACCCGCGUGGCCCAACGCAUGGCCAUCCUCAUCUUUACUGACUUUGUUUGCAUGGCUCCCAUCUCCUUCUUUGCCGUCUCAGCGGCCCUCAAGCUCCCUCUCAUCACCGUCUCGGAUGCUAAACUCCUGCUGGUCCUCUUCUACCCCAUAAACUCGUGCGCCAACCCCUUCCUGUACGCCUUCUUCACCCGCACCUUCAGGCGGGAUUUCUUUCUCCUCACAGCUCGCUUCGGCCUGUUUAAAACCCGGGCGCAGAUUUACCGGACAGAGAGUUCCUCCUGUCAGCAGCCGACAUGGACCUCUCCAAAGAACAGCCAUGUGACGCUGUAUUCCUUGUCCAAUACAUUAAGUCUAGACGGGAAACCAGAGUGCUGACUGUCAUUCAAAAAAAUCCACAGAUACAUACUUCUCCCUGGAUUGUCAUCAGGAGAGUCAUCAAGUCCUAUUUCUCUGAAGCGAAGAAAGAAAAUUCCUCUUAGGUCUGAGAUAUUGACAGAAUAUAAUGCACGGACACUUCUUAAAGUUAAUUUUUUUUUAUCUUUGCUUAAGAUUUCAUGUGUGCAAGUUGUGAAGACACAGAGCAGACUGCCCCAUCUGAACAAGAAACUGAUAUUUCAGAGCCACAGUCAGAGCCAUAGAUUCCAAUUUGCACAAACCUCAUUCAGAUUAAAUAUCAAUAUGUCGGAAAAAAUAGACUAAUAUAAUUCAACACCUCUUCCUCUGCACCCUCUCUGCUAUUAGGGGAUGUACAGUGGCAAGAAAAUGUAUGUGAACCCUUUGAAAUUACCUAUUUUUCUGCAUAGAUUUGUCAUAAUAUGUGAUCUGAUCUGCAUCUAACUCCCCUGAAUAGACAGACACAAUGUGCUAAACAUAAUACCACCAAACAAUUAUAAUAUUUCAUAUCUUUAUUGAACACACCAAUGAAACAUUCAUAGUGCUGGUAUAAUGUUUGUCUGGUAUUAGGUGACGUAGAUGCAGAUCAGAUCACCUUUUAUGACAAAUUAAGGCAGAAAACUAGGUCAUUUCAAUGGGUUCACAUACUUUUUCUUGCCAGUGUAGAGCGGGGAUGGCAGGUCCACUCGAUGCAUUUUGAUCAUUUUGAUAACAUGGGGGAUCGCACCCCGCCUCAGUUCUCCACACUCAAAUUGCCCACUAGGUACAGGUGAGCAUGCAUAGUGUCCUUGGGCUUUCAGUCACAUCAACAGUCUCGUCCAAAUAUGGUCAGUUCUGGCUCCACAAACCAAGAUGGUGGAAGUCAAAAUGUCACAUUCAAGGCUUCAAAACUGUGUUAUGCCACGGUGGCUACGACCACUUAUUUUAUGAUUUUCGACCUCUGACCUGCAACAACACAGGGCACAGGUUGCAGAUACUACAGAUACUUUGACAAAAUCUAGGUCAAAUAACUGUCCCAGAUAAUUCCUUGCGUUUGUUUUUAACUUACUCCACUAGAUAGGUGGAGUUUACUGCAUCACAACCAUUUAGAUCACAAGUAAAGGUAAAAAGAGUAGAGGACUGGUUUUACUUUCAUGCACCGUCUUGUGUAACAAAUGCCAUCCGUCUGGUGUCCCAAGAUAAUUAAAUAAACUGAAGUAAUUUGAAACAGUUUAACAAAGGUUUGACACUUGGGAUAUCAGCAUAGGCACGUCAAAAUAAUCAACAUUCAUUUAGCAUUCAACGUUAUGAUUGAAUGAUAUUCAUUAAGAAGCACACCGCGGGGACCUGCUGAUUAAUAAUCUUCUCAUACACUCUGUCUGCUGAAGCCACAUCCCUCCUACCUUUCAGUCUGUCUUUAAAUGAAGGACAUGUAAUUAUCUUUGUAAUGUAAUUACCUUUAUUGUUUGUAAAUGAAACUCAUUAAGUGCCACUUUUUUAUACAUAUAUAUGUGUGUGUGUGUGUGUGUGUGUGUUUUGUACAAAAUAUAUCUUCAGGAUUGUUAUUUCCACAUCAUUUAUAAAUGUGUUUAUUAUA